Effrenium voratum is the source of this 684-nucleotide messenger RNA. Lineage: Eukaryota; Dinophyceae; Suessiales; Symbiodiniaceae. The record is from the annotation of a GenBank genome assembly.
AUGCUGUCGGAUGGCUCGGAGUGCCGUUCCUUGGAGACAAGAGUUCGAAUCAACAGGGCUGAGUCGCUGGAACGGCACAGCGAGAUGGAAAUCAUGCUGUCGGAGGUCACCACAGUUCAAAAAUCCAUGAAAACUGUGCUGCAUCACCUGGAAGACCGCUUGGAGAAGGUGCACUGCAUAGCGGCAAAAGCGCUGGAAUUGGCUCGUUUGGCAGUCAAUGAGUCAUCGGAAGAGCGGGGUCACAAUCAUAGCCUAGCCAUGUCAGAGGCUUUGAGGAUGUUCCAUCGCCAGACCGACGACCUAGCAAAGGCCCAGUCUGCAAUGGAGGGAGCGCGACUGGAAGCAGAGGAAGCGCUUCAGCUGAGAUGGAGUCGCGGUCCGGUAGACCGCUACAUUGGCCAAGAAGUGAUGGACAGACUGCAGGAGGUGCAGGCAGAUGCGCUGCGAUUGUCCUCUAGGGAGGCUUGCGCAGCUGCAGAGGAGAUGCAUGUUGAGCUGCAGCAAAUUGGAGAAGCUGUGCAGAGCAUCUCCUGCGAGCAUCGCGAAUUGAAAGAGGAGGCGGCCAUCCAGAUGCGGUGUCAGCACAGAGCAUUGUCGCGGGACAUUGCUGCUCUGGAGCGGCGCCUGUCUUCGCAGACAAGACUUGCCGAAGCUGCUGGGGCCCUGCUGGCAACUUACGAUUAG